AUGGACCUGCCACAUCCACAGCUCGAACCUGCCAGACUUCUUGACUCCUUCUGCUCUGUGGAGAAGAUACUGCAGUGCAGCUGUUCCUUCCAUGGUGUCCCCACUCCCUCUGUACGAUGGUGGGUGGACGGAGCUCCUGUGGAUGUGAACAGUGGACAUGGCCACUUCCAGGUGGCCUCCACCACACUUGGUCCCUGGGACAACAGCACCCUCAGCCUGGCUAGGAACUCAGAAAUGGGCACAGUUCUUCUCUGUGAGGGGAAGAACCAACAUGGAAUCCAUGGUUUGAGCAUCCUACUGAUGUCAAGAAAGGGCCCUUUGGCUCCCCAGAUUUUCCUGGAAGCUCUGCUACGGGGUGUUGUCUAUGCAGCCAUGGCAAUCACACUACUUUUUCUCUGCCUCCUCCCAUUAAUAGUGAAACUUCUCAGGACAAAGCAGGCGAAGAAGUGUGCACAGAUGGGAGAACAGAAGAACUCUAUGGCUGGAACUGACCAGGGAUCCUGUUUAAAGUCCAAGGAGCCUAGGAAAUCCAGAACUAAGCUACCCUCUGAGGAGCAGCUCUCGGAAAAAGAAGAUAACCUGAAGUCAAGGAAGACCAUGGAAACGGCAUCACUUACGAAGUUUCCAUCACCCUGGGAAGUACAAAAACCCAUGGAGACCCCAGAACUCCCAAGUCCAUAA
Messenger RNA from Mus pahari (shrew mouse), 681 nucleotides. RefSeq names its product SIGLEC family like 1 (gene Siglecl1). Gene Ontology annotation, cellular component: plasma membrane. Lineage: Eukaryota; Metazoa; Chordata; Mammalia; Rodentia; Muridae. Gene Ontology annotation, molecular function: sialic acid binding. The record is from RefSeq and is a predicted model, not a curated record. The transcript is spliced from 5 exons. The coding region runs from base 1 to 681 and encodes 226 amino acids. Gene Ontology annotation, biological process: cell adhesion.